AUGCGACCCGAACCGCCUGAAUUGCGUCCUAAACCGCCUAAGCUGCGUUCCAACAUUGCGUGGCGCAACCGAAACACCGCGGAUAUGCGAGAUAGCAUCGUAGAUACGCCAGCGAGGACCUUUGCAGAGCUUCUUUCAGGCCCUCUUCUUGACAUUUAUGUCGGUCCGGACGGCCGCCGAUGGACGCUACAUCAGAAUCUCCUCCGCCACCAUUCGCGCUACUUCGAUGAGAACUCUCACGUCAACGGCGAGCGCAAGCGCAUUCAGGAUGGGCAACUGCUACUGCCAGAAGAGGACCCUGAAGCGUUUGAACUUCUCGUGAAGUGGUUGUACCAAGGUCGUAUCGAAGAUAUCUCACAAAUCCCCAAGGAAAGCCGAUGGGAUUACACUUAUGCUUGCCAAAAGCUGUACCUGCUCAGCACUACGAUCGGGCUUCUCGAACUGGCCAACCUUGCCAUAGAUCAGUUCCGCAAAGGGUGCCAUGACACUGGACUAGUGCCUGGUUCUGAGGAAAUGUUCCCGAUCUACCGAAAGACACCCUCUGGAUCUCCCUUUCGAAAGCUGGUCAGCAGGAUCGCCGCUCGCCAGAUCAUGGACCCAGACAACGAAGUAAAUGCCAGCACGUAUCGGCAGUGUUUCGAGACCAGUCCUGACUUCGCAAUCGACGUUAUCAACGAGAUCCGACAGGGCACUGGUGGACUGCUGCUCGAAGAUCCAACCGAAGGUAAUUCCUGCAAAUUCCACACGCAUCAGGACGGCGAGUCGUGCCGCAAGUCAGUCAAGUUCUCGAACGGAGUCAAAGAAUCUUGA
Messenger RNA from Cyphellophora attinorum, 810 nucleotides. RefSeq lists its product as uncharacterized. NCBI's taxonomy places the organism in Eukaryota, Fungi, Ascomycota, Eurotiomycetes, Chaetothyriales, Cyphellophoraceae. The coding region runs from base 1 to 810 and encodes 269 amino acids. Gene Ontology annotation, molecular function: protein binding. The transcript is spliced from 2 exons. The record is from RefSeq and is a predicted model, not a curated record.